Molecule: messenger RNA, 3240 nt
Organism: Coregonus clupeaformis (lake whitefish)
Lineage: Eukaryota; Metazoa; Chordata; Actinopteri; Salmoniformes; Salmonidae
Product: sterile alpha motif domain-containing protein 14-like
Exons: 10
Coding region: 259-1566 (435 amino acids)
Biological process (GO): neuron projection development; calcium-mediated signaling; actin filament organization
Cellular component (GO): cytoplasm; postsynaptic density; actin cytoskeleton
Molecular function (GO): actin filament binding
Source: RefSeq, a predicted model, not a curated record
CUCUCUCUCUCUCGGCUGUCCUUGACGGUGCUCUGUGGCAGAGCAGAGCACUGUAGUGCUGGGUUGUGCAGGAGGAAGCAAGCAGCCAGUUUUUGCCCAGUGGAUACAUACUGUUCUGUCUCUUUCAACACUGCUGCCGUUAUCCGGGAUACGCAGUUGGCCUGCCGUGCUGCCAGGGGAGACGAGGGCCGAUGCCAGUCUGCCAUGUCGACUGAGUGCCAACCUAAGGGGAUCGCGUUUUAAAGUGCCCAUUGCGCCAUGUCUGCCACACAGCUGGAGGAGACAGAAAAUGUUUUUGACCUAAACGAGGCCAUCCCAGAGACAGAGCUGCUGGACAACAGCAUACAGAAGGGGCGUGCCCAGCUGACCGUCAAAGCCAGGAGGCACCGCCCAUCUCGCUCUCGCUUCCGAGACAGCGUCAGUUCCACAGAGGGAGAUGACAGUCUGGAGAGGAAGUGUCUGGACAGCCCUCUGCACUCUGUUCGUUCCCCCCUCCACGCCACCCUGCGAGGAGGCUCCUCCCCUUCGCCUGAUUCGCUCCUCUCCUCGUCCUCCCCUUGUCCCACCUUACGGAGCCCCGUCUUCUCCUUCGACACCUCCUCCUUACGGCGCUCCCCGGAGGAGGGCGGGACCGGGUCGCCAGCCCCUCGAGGGCGGUACCGCCAGCUGACCAAUGCCACGUCUCAGGAGGCCCUGGUGACCACACCCAACAGCUCUCCCUCCAAGUCGUGUCCCAGUUCGGACUGCUCGCCUGUUUACAUUCGACGGGCACGACACCCAGACAGUGAGGUGUUAGUUUCAGAUGACAGUCGAGACACCAGUCCGGCCGACCCCGGCAACAACAGCCUUAUCUUCGACAAGAAGACCAAGAGGAGGUUCUUGGACCUGGGGGUCACAUUGAGACGCUCCUAUGUGAGAGUCAGAAAAGACAAGUCAAACAGACUGUCAAUGGGAAGCCGGGAGCCAUCUGAGAGCCCGUCCAGGUCCUCUGGCUCGUUCGUGCCUUUCUCCUGGUUCACUGACAGCGCCAGGGGCUCCGUGUCGUCCGAGGCAACCCCGCCCUGCUCCCCCAAACUGGUCUCACAGGACUGCAGCCCCCGCAAGUCCAACUCCCAGGAGUCUGCCCUGAGUGAUGAGUUCUCUCCGCCCCCCCGUAGUCCUCCCCACGCCUCCAGUGGGACCACAGCCAACUCAUCCUCCCGCUCCUCACAACGCUAUCAAACCCUCUCCCAGUCCUCAGACGAGCCUAUAGACGAGCCACUGUGCCUGGUUUCGUCGUGGAGCACCCAGCAGGUGUGCCAGUGGCUGAAGGGGUUGAACAUGGAGCAGUACAUCCCAGAGUUCACUGCCAGGGACAUCGACGGGGAGCAGCUCCUCCUGAUGGACGGCACCAAGCUCAAGGGUUUGGGAGUGAACAGUUCGACAGACCGCAGUGCACUGAAAAGGCGGAUCAAAGACAUUCAUGCAGCAGCGGAAAAGGAGCGCAAGGCCCUUGACAAACUGGAACGCCAGAAAGAGAAGCAGCGCAAGAAGGAACAGGAGCUACGCAAGCUAAACACAAGCUAGACAUAACCACCAGAUGGCGCUAAAUGACCACAGAAAUACUCCUGACUAGAAACUGGUACUGGUGCACCAUCUCCAAUUUUCACCUUAUCAUGAUAGCAUUGAUGCUAACUGUUUUGUGCAAAAAAUUGGAAUUUGGACAUAGACUUUUGUACUGUACUUCCGGUUUGGAUGUGAGGCUUUGAACCCUGUGAUGGGCGGGACAGUGUGUUGUCUAUCACUGUCACAUGAAAAAUAACAGAAUGAAAGCUCCAUGCUCUUCAUGUCAAAGGGCUUUAUUUUAGACGCAGUUAUGACAAUACAUCUAUAAUCACACACUAUUUCUUCUUAAUUUGGGAAGUUGGAGGACAAUUUUGUUCACGGCAGGACUGUCAAUAUCUAAUUUGUGUCCCGAGUUGAAAAAGUUUAAGAACCCCUGUUUUAGACCAAUCAGUGGUUGACGCCACAUGAUAGGUCCCGCCCAUAUUGGGGUUCAGACGUCACAUUCGCCCUGGCUAUGAAAAAUGUGUUCUUCUUGGUCAAUCAGGAAGGUUAUCCACCCUUGUGGAAAAUCUGACUCAUAUUUUGUUACUGGAAAUGAGUAUGUGUUAUAUGUGACUUCUACACACAUUCAAUACAUUGACAAAGUCAUUAUUUUCCCAUAACUUUUGACCAUACACACAUACAUUCUAGCAAAUUACACACUAUCAAAACCAAACCCAUGGCCUGAGUUAUUAUAGAAAUAAUAUAAUUACAGAAAUUAGCAUUUAUUUAUUUUACAAAUAAUAUAAUCACAGAAUUCAGCUUUUUUUUUACUCAUAAGCACAAGCCAGUAACACCCAACCACAUUCAUAUUGUAGUAUGCAUCAAUACUCUGUAAGCCACUCUAAUGUCAGUGGACAGGAGUUAAACUUGAAGUAACAUGAAGAUUUGUCCAGGACAUCGUCAAGAGAAGAUGCUGAUGAGACAGAUGUGAUUUCUGAGCAUAUUUGUAUAUACUGUCUGUUUGUGGUGUACGUGCAUGUUUGUGACGUAUGAUAUACUGUCUGUUUAUGUGUGUGCAUAUGUGCUAUCUGAGGUCACGACUGUAUGGGGAUGGGACUGGCUCUCCUGAAAGGAGUCUUCUGUGGUGGCCAUUUUAGAAUUAUGGGUGUUGUCAAUCUUCUGUCUCUAGUCCCACGUUGCACCAAUCGUCAUCUUAGAUGUUUUUGUCUUGAGAGUCUCCAAGUUUUUGGAUCCUGCUGGAACAAGACAAGAAAGGCACAUCGAUCAUCUUUGGAGGAUUCAGGGCCCCGUAUAAGGACUGAUGCUGGACAUGCUAUCGAAACCGUAUCCCCAUUUUACCCAAUUUUCAUACUGAAUUCUUGGACUGGUUUGUGGUCAGAAGAACCAGUGACAUUGACAUUAGCUCCAAGUUUUACACUACAUGGUCCUUAGGACUCGUUUCUUGAUUUCUGUCCUCCCAUGAUGCGGUUGCUUCAUUAAUUUCAACUCCUGUGUCAAAUGGAAAUAUGUAUUAAAUAUGUUUUAAAAUGCAGAAUGCAUGUCAGGACUCCCAAACCUCUGCUGCUGCUGGUCUCUCAACUCUGGUCUCUCAGUUCAACAUGUGGGCUGAUUCACACUCGGUUUGUACAACUGAUAUGCAGCGCAUCUGACACAUCAGGGGUGUGGCCUUGACGCUAGGGUUUUAACCCUAAC